This is a messenger RNA of Sceloporus undulatus (fence lizard), 644 nucleotides long. Its product is annotated as regulator of G-protein signaling protein-like. Lineage: Eukaryota; Metazoa; Chordata; Lepidosauria; Squamata; Phrynosomatidae. The record is from RefSeq and is a predicted model, not a curated record. Bases 1 to 504 code for a protein of 167 amino acids. The transcript is spliced from 6 exons.
AUGAUCAUCCCCAAGCAGUGCUCUGGUGACCUGAUUUUGGUCAAUCUCACAGAGGCACAGGCUGGUCAAAUUCGGAAUCAGAUUGCCGAAGGCCAGGUGAACAGGAGUCUUUAUCAUGGUGCAAUCAUCUCUAUCUUUCCUAUUUUAUUAUACUUCUGGAAGAGAUAUUGUAACUGGAAGGCAAUGAAGGGCUUCAAAAAACUAAAGAAAGAAAAACCGGCAGGUUCUCCUACAUCACCACCAGCUUCCACAAAACCAGCUAGGAAACUCAGUAGCUACUACAGUGGAGAAGACCACCCCAUCAUCAGGUUUACCAUCCUAAAAGGAAUCCAGUUGUUGCUGCCUCAGCCUAAGUAUGAAAUGGAUGAAAUGCCUGGAGAGAAUGCUUCAUUUGCAAGUGUAGCCCCAUUUAGAAAGACGUCGUCUGUUAUCUAUGCAUCACAGAGGCGAGGAUCAUCACAUAUAGAUUUUGCCAAAAAAAUGUCAUUAUCACAGAUCAUGUAAUCUUCCUUUUCUGGACACAAUGGAAAGGAUUACUAUGCCAUCAGCUUCUCACCAGAGGAAAAACUCUGCUGCAGGUCAGUACAACUGCAGAAAGCCCCAGGUCAGAUGGAAAAGGUUCUUUGUGUUGCAUAAUAAAAGUA